AUGAAACCAGAGAUACAUGAAACCAAAAAUGACAUCAACUACAUCAACGACAACAUCUGCAACAUCAACAAUAUCGGCAACAACAUCAACUACACCAACAACAUCAACAACAUCAACAGCAACACCAACAACAACAACAUCAUCAACAACAACUACAACAUCAACAACAACAUUAUCAACAACCUAGAAACAAAACAACAUCAUCAUAAUACGUACAAACAGAUCUGCGAAAAACACAAACCCACAAGUACAACACACAAACAUAACCACACAAACACAAAAUGUACAUCCUACAUUGACGCUGGCACGCGAACCUGCAUGGAGACAGAUAAUGAUAAUGAUACGAUACGAAACGAACCGACAGGAAACGAGACAUGA
This is a messenger RNA of Helobdella robusta, 378 nucleotides long. RefSeq lists its product as hypothetical. The coding region runs from base 1 to 378 and encodes 125 amino acids. NCBI's taxonomy places the organism in Eukaryota, Metazoa, Annelida, Clitellata, Rhynchobdellida, Glossiphoniidae. The record is from RefSeq and is a predicted model, not a curated record. The transcript has 2 exons.